AUGAUAGAGGGUUUGUGCGACAAGUGGGAUGGUCCAAUAUCAGUAGCAGUAUUUGGCGAUUGGAAUGAAUUGGAAAAUAUAUUGUGGAACAUGACGAGAAUUGUUUAUUGCAAUAAAUGCAAAAAAUUAAACAUGCAGUUGGUCUUACCCAACAACGAUCACAAUCUUUCAGGAAUGAAUAUAAUAAAUAAAUUAAAUGUUUCAUUUACUUCUUUCUCAUGCAGACAAACAGUUGUCGUUCGUGAAAUGAAAAAAAAAAAUUAUCAACAUUUACAUCCAUAUCCUGUAAAUUUUUUAAGAAAUUUAGCAAAAUCUCAAAGUGUCACAGAUUACAUUUUGACAAUCGAUAUUGACAUGUUACCAAGUGAAAAUCUUCGAAAUGAUUUUUUAAAAUCAAAACUCGUUGAAAAAUAUCAAUGGAAUGAUGUUGUGUUUGUUGUACCAAUAUUUGAAAUUGAGCAUGAUGUACAAAUGCCUCAAUCUAAAAAUGAUUUAUUGGAAUGUGUGAAAAUGGGAAAAGCUAGACCGUUUUAUUUAGAACCAUGUGAAAAAUGUCAAAGUCUUACAAAUUACACAGAAUGGCUUAAAAAUAAUAAAACGUCAGGGAUUGAAAUUUUAUACGAAGUUGAAUGGAAAUAUCCGUGGGAGCCAUUUUUUAUAUCGAAUAAAAAAGUGCCAAAUUUUGAUGAAAGGUUUAAACAAUAUGGAAUGAACAGAGUCAGUCAGAUUUGUGAACUUUACGUUGCGGGUUAUAAAUUUAAAAUAAUAUCAAAUGGUUUUCUCAUUCACGACGGUUAUAAAAGAAAAAAUGAAUUUCACGAAAUGAAAAAUUUAGAUAUGACGUCAAAUAGAAAAAUAUAUAAUAGAUUUAAAUACGAAUUAAAAUUGAAAUAUUUCAAUUCGACGAGAAAAUGUUGA
Molecule: messenger RNA, 918 nt
Organism: Pediculus humanus corporis (human body louse)
Lineage: Eukaryota; Metazoa; Arthropoda; Insecta; Psocodea; Pediculidae
Product: N-acetyllactosaminide beta-1,3-N-acetylglucosaminyltransferase, putative
Exons: 6
Coding region: 1-918 (305 amino acids)
Molecular function (GO): glucuronosyltransferase activity
Source: RefSeq, a predicted model, not a curated record